Messenger RNA from Halichondria panicea, 2455 nucleotides. RefSeq lists its product as uncharacterized. The record is from RefSeq and is a predicted model, not a curated record. Lineage: Eukaryota; Metazoa; Porifera; Demospongiae; Suberitida; Halichondriidae. The transcript has 7 exons. Gene Ontology annotation, molecular function: histone binding; chromatin binding. Gene Ontology annotation, biological process: negative regulation of DNA-templated transcription. Gene Ontology annotation, cellular component: nucleus. Bases 7 to 2337 code for a protein of 776 amino acids.
UUCACCAUGACAGAGGAGGGAGAUGUUGAUCAGAAUGCGGUUAUAAGAAGUAUUCUGGAAAGCAUGAUGUCUGGAGAAAUCAACCCAAGGAGUGUGCCUACUGAUAAUAUGGCCCAACUGCUAGCUGCAGCCAUUGCACAGGCAGGACAGAACAUUGUAAAUGUACAAGUAUCUUCCCAAGCCCAGCACAGUGACACUUUUCAAACUGAACACUCAAGCGAAAAUGAAAGUUUCGAUGUUAACUCUUUAGUCGUUAACGUCGACAGUGUAGACCAACUGGAUGAACACACUCUCAAUAAGCAACGGAUGCUGUGUGUCAAGUUACCAAUUGAGCUGCGUAGACGGAUAAUAGCCAUGAGGAAGGAUGGGAAGAGAUGCCGUGAGAUAGCCAAAGAGCUCAAGGUCUCUGUGAGUGGAGUACGCAAAGUGUGGGAGCGAUUCCUAGCCACUGGGAUGGUUCAUGAUCGAAAGCCAAACUCCGGACGCCCACGCAAGUACACAGUUCCAUCAAACUAUGAGUUGCAAUACAAUGCGAGCGAGAGUAUUGUACAGACAGACGUUGAUUCUCCUCAUAUUGAGUACGUGACCAUCUCUGACUCUAGUAAUGGAGAGACUAUGGCCUCUGCUGGUGUCAAUAUGUCGGGUGAGGGUAGUGUGCUUGUUGAGGGACCUCUCGAUGUGCCUGGAGCCAUGGUGGAGAUUGUGGAAACUGAGCCAGGACCAAUGGCUACCCCUCAGGGCAAAGCAAAGAGACAACCACAAGUUUAUAGAGAGGAGCUACUCUUGAGGCUGAUUGAGAAUUGCCCACUAUGUGUUGUACGUGAGGAUGCAACCAAGACUGACAGUCUUCAUGUGCUCAAUCUGAGCUCCAUUUCAAAGCGACCAUUGUACAUGGAGAGUGCUCUCGGUUAUCCAUUUGGGGCAAUUCCUUCUCCCAAACCGUUUGCCUGUGAUAGUGAUGAGGCUCAAGUCAUUUUAUCAGACCCCCUGAAUCCACUGGGGAAAGAGCUCUUAGCAUCUCUUGGCUACAGUACAAAGGUGUACUUCAACAUGUGUUGCAGGCCCAGUCCUCUGUUUGAUCCAGACAAGGUUAUCUCUGAUCUGCCCUUCUCUCUAGGACCUGGAAACAUUGCCGAGACAACACAGUCAGUACUGCAACUCCUAGUGAACCUCUGCAAGGACCCAGUGGCUGCCUUAGCGCACGUUCCGAGUGGUAAUGGGCCCAGUAUCGUGGCUAAGUCGUCCGAAACCGCCAUGUCGUCUAUUCAACUUGGAGUGCCGAAAAAGUUGUCGAGUUAUUGGAGCAUGCUAUUUCAAUGUGUUUCUGAUUUGAGGUGCUGUGAAAACUUCCUUUCAGCCACACCACCGUCAGCUCCUUGCCUCCUCUGCCACCCCUAUCAGGACCUAGUGAAAAAUUUGGAGAUCAGAGAACCACAAGGAGAUGAAAUAUGGCCAAAAGCCCUUCGUUGUUCAGAUCAACUGACGCCAACAGAGCUAUCUUCUCCUUCAAUGGAAACAGAUCUCCUGGCACAGGUCGAGCGUAAGAAAGGAAGACGAAAGAAGAGCGCCUCUGAAGAUCAACUCAUAAUUGAUGGCCAGUUUGAAGUGCCUCCAUCAAUCGACGAGCCAUCCAGUGAAGUUACUACAAUCAACGUACCUCCUACCUCUUCAGUAGCUGUACUGACAACAGAGUCUGAUCUAAUACCACUCAGAAUCGUUGGUAUGGUACCGAUGCCACCUCAAGUCUCUGUGAGUGAACAGCAGUCCACAAGCCCCAGCUCAAAGCAUCAAACUCCAAUAACUACACAAAAAGACAAAAGCCAACUGGAUUCCUUAGAAAAGAAGUCUCCAAAAGCUUCCCCUUCAGCGCUACGGUCUGAAACUGUGGAGACACCUCAACAAACAGAUACAGCAAAACAGUUCCAGAUUGUCCGUCGCAGUCUACGAAAGAGAACACCUAAGAAAACUCCACCACUGAAGUCCACAUCAGCCAAAAUAAAGACAAAGAAUCAAAAGAGCACUAAUCCACUGCCAAACACUGACAAUAAAAACUCUUCCUCAACAGCAACUCCGAAGAAAAGUAAACGAUCGAAAGGCGUGGCUACUCCAUGGCAGGAGAAGCAAGAUCUAAUGAGCUGGAGUGUGGAGGAUGUCGUCGCGUUUGUGGCCAGUAUACCACGUUGCAACUACUCCUCUACCUUCAAGGAACAUGAAGUGGAUGGGGAAUCGUUGUUGUCCCUGAAUGCUGAGAUGAUGGUGAAGCUGAUGGGUAUCAAGACAGGCCCAGCACUCAAGAUAUGUGGGAAGAUCAGUGAACUAAAGGGACUCAAUUCUUAGCCCAUUUGUGAUGUUCUUGAACGUUAAUAUUGAAAUUCAUCAUUCACCAUUUAAUAAUUAUUUAAUGUAUCGAUUAUAAGUAACACCUAUUAAUAAUAGAUUGUAAUAUUAAAAUUUA